ACGUUGAAUAUAUUAAUAGCGGGUAUUACGAGGAUUAGUUUCGGCCUAGGUAAGGAAAUCGUUACCCUAAGUAUAGUAAAAGUAAAGACGCACUUCGGAACGAUAACUUUCUAUAUUUUACCUAUUAAUACCCCAUUUCUCCUAUAUCUAAAAGAUAUAGAUUAA
Molecule: messenger RNA, 165 nt
Organism: Colletotrichum lupini
Lineage: Eukaryota; Fungi; Ascomycota; Sordariomycetes; Glomerellales; Glomerellaceae
Exons: 1
Source: RefSeq, a predicted model, not a curated record